This is a messenger RNA of Acomys russatus (golden spiny mouse), 1845 nucleotides long. RefSeq names its product coiled-coil domain containing 92 (gene Ccdc92). The transcript is spliced from 4 exons. Gene Ontology annotation, cellular component: centriole. The coding region runs from base 226 to 1170 and encodes 314 amino acids. The record is from RefSeq and is a predicted model, not a curated record. NCBI's taxonomy places the organism in Eukaryota, Metazoa, Chordata, Mammalia, Rodentia, Muridae.
CCAGCCGGGCAGCCAACGGCUCCCGGCGUGCACCGCGGCGAGCGCUCGGAGGGAGCGGAAGAGAUGCGCCGGCCGGGCGGCGUCUCCUGAGUCUCCGUGCCCCGCGGCAGGGCCGCUGAGCACCCGGCUCUGACAGUCCCUGCCCAUGGGCCGCGAGCCACCGCGAGGAGCAGGCCGAGCGCCGCAGCCGCCUGAGGGAGCGUGGCAGGUCACCUGGAUGUCAGCAUGGCAGCCACAAACCUUGAGAACCAGCUGCACAGUGCGCAGAAGAACUUGCUCUUCCUCCAGCGGGAGCAUGCCAGCACACUGAAGGGACUGCACGCUGAGAUCCGGCGGCUGCAGCAGCACUGCACAGAUCUAACGUAUGAGCUGACACUCAAAAGUUUCGAACUGACAGGAGACGGCUCUUCUAGAACGACGGAGCUGAAGAGGCGCUGUGAAGAGCUGGAGGCCCAGCUGAAGGCCAAAGAGGAGGAAAACCACAAGCUGCUGCAAGAGCUGGAGCAAAAGAAUGCUGCCAUUGCUGUGCUGGAGAACACAGUGCGUGACAGGGAGAAGAAGUACCUGGAGGAGCUAAAGGUGAAAAGCCACACGCUGAGCAUGCUGUCCGGCGAGUUGGAGCAGCGUGCCAGCACGGUGGCCUACCUCACCGCACAGCUCCACGCAGCCAAGAAGAAGCUGCUGAGCUCCAGCGGCACCUCAGACGCCAGCCCAGCAGGCAGUCCUGCACUGGCCAGCUACAAGCCCACGCCCCCCAAGGACAAGCUGCCCGAGACACCCCGCCGCCGCAUGAAGAAGAGCCUGUCAGCGCCGCUGCACCCCGAGUUUGAGGAGGUCUACAGGUUCGGAGCUGAGAGCCGCAAACUCCUUCUGCGGGAGCCUGUGGACGCCAUGCCCGACCCCACCCCAUUCCUGCUGGCCCGGGAGUCCGCUGAGGUCCAGCUCAGGGAGCGGCCUCUGGUCAUCCCUCCCAUUGCUUCAGACCGCAGCGCCAGCGGGCAGCCCAGCCCAGCCCGAGACAAGCCGCACAAGACCCAUGUCGGGGUGGCUCAUCGCAUCCAUCAUGCCAGUCCGCCGCAGGCUCAGGCAGACGGGGAGACAAGGGCCGUGGACCAGGUGAGCGCAGGGAAGGUGGUGCGGAAGCACUCAGGGACAGACCGAACUGUGUGAUGCCUGCUGCCUCCGCAGCCAGCCACACACUGUGAGCGCCACAGGGAGCCUUGCCCACACCUUCCUCGCCCACCCAUGCCAAAUGUCUCCUAUCGUCGCCGCCUGGCUCCUGGCCCCAUAGCGACACAAUGCUACGAUGGUGUCCCCGCUGAAGAUAUUUACUGGCACUGUGGCCAACGCCUGCAUGCCAUUAGCUUGCUUCCAGCCCCAUGAGAUCUCGGCACAUCCUAGUCAAGGCCUAGGCCACGGCUGUAUCACUGCGUUGCGUCACACAGAAUCAGAAUUGCCUGAAGUCAAAGCAAACUACAGACCUGCCCCUCCCCAUGUUCAGGGCAGCCUGUGAGAGCAGAGCAGCAGCUUCUUCCUGGAGACUUCUGCCUUGCACAGUCCCUUUACCGAGCAGCUGUGUCACAUGGUCUAAGCAAGAUGACCUCACCCCUGAUGUCACCCCAACCUGAAUGUGUGUUCAUGAUCUUUUUUUUUUUUUUUUUUAGUUUCAUCCAAAUGUUCAGGAUCCAAGAAAUGUUAUUUUCUAAACCCGACCACCUUCUCCUCUGUGUCUUUUUGAAGCACUGAGGGACUGUGGAGGAAGAGGUCAGGGAGGACUAGCAGGUGGGGGUGGGAGCACUUGCUGCCCAGAGCUCUUGCUGAGAUGGUUCUCCUGCAUUCUGUCCU